Molecule: messenger RNA, 980 nt
Organism: Salvia splendens (bonfire salvia)
Lineage: Eukaryota; Viridiplantae; Streptophyta; Magnoliopsida; Lamiales; Lamiaceae
Product: elicitor-responsive protein 3-like
Exons: 5
Coding region: 319-762 (147 amino acids)
Source: RefSeq, a predicted model, not a curated record
AAUGGUGGUUUUUGCAUUAACUACCAGUUUUCAUGUUUUUAGACUUAUCACAACUAACAUCUCUCUCUCUCUCUCAAAUAGUAGAAAUUAUUAUAUAAAUUUUCCAAAAGGGACUAAAAUGAGAGUAAUUGAUAAAAAUAUUAUUGUUUGAAAAUCAAAGUAAUAAAGUUUCCAUUUUAGUCGGAAGAAAGUAAUUUUAAGAUAUUCAAUAAAUAAUAAAACUGAGAAGGAUCCAACAAUCUCUCAACCGUAUUUUCAAAUUCAUCUUGCAUCUCUCUUUCUCUCCUCUCUCUGUGUAUCAUAUCUUCAGAGUCGAAAAUGCCACAGGGAACGCUUGAAGUUGUUCUUAUCGACGCCAGUGGUUUGGAGAAAACAGAUUUUUUAUCGAGCACUGAUGUUUAUGCCAUAAUCAAAUGCCAAGAUCAAGAGAAAACGAGCAAAGUUGCAUCAGUUGAAGGAUCGUCCCCCACGUGGAACGAGACCUUCAUGUUUUCCAUCUCAUGGGAUGUUAAAGAACUGAAGAUCAGGAUAAUGGAUAAAGACAAUCUCAGUGCUGAUGACUUUGUUGGUGAAGUGACAAUUCCUCUUGGGCCAGUGUUUGAAUCGGAAAGAGUUCCAACAACUAUGUACAAUGUUGUCAAGGAUGGGACAUUAUGUGGAGGGCUAAAUGUCAGCCUCAAGUUCAAUCAACAGACAACACGGAGCAGGGGGUUUCCAAAUGAGGAUCUGGGAGGGUGGAAGUCAUCAUCAGCAAUGGAUUGAUUGGUUCGACGAUGCAAAGUUUCUGUUUCUACAGCGUGAUCAAGAUCCUUUUUUCUUUUUGUAGCAACUGCAUUGUUUUAGAUUUUUUUAUCAGACCUCAGAUUCGAGGAGACCAAUUUCAUUGCCUCUUAGCUUGUGGCAGAUUUGGAGUCUUCAAUAAAGUGUUAGAAGUUGUUUGAUCACUUUGGUUAAUGUUAAUAGUUUGACAUAUUCUUGCA